Molecule: messenger RNA, 204 nt
Organism: Funneliformis caledonium
Lineage: Eukaryota; Fungi; Glomeromycota; Glomeromycetes; Glomerales; Glomeraceae
Source: the annotation of a GenBank genome assembly
AUGUCUGGCUACUUCAAACCGCAAGAUCCAAGCACUUUUUCAUUCUUACGAUAUCUAACGUUUAGAUAUAGCAAAGAAGGAAUACUAAAAGCAAACAAAAAGGAAGAAUGGGCUGAUUUUGUCGUUGGGUUAAAAUUGUUUUUGACAGAAAGCAAUGAUGAUUCUUUAAAAAUAUAUUGGGAGGAAGAGCUAAAAGAUGGAAAU